CUGAGCUGGCGGGGCUCGGCAGGCUAAGGAUGCGGCUGGGCCCGCGGGCGCUGGGCGCUCUGCUGCUCCUCCUCCUCCUCUCCGCCUCGCUCGGCCUCAUCUACUUGCACGUGCGGACGGCCGGGCCCCCGGGGGCGCCCCGGCCUCCCCCGGCCCCGGAUCCCGCCUCGGCCCUGGCCGCGGAGCCCCGCUACAAGCACAUUCCGGUCCGGAUCAAGGAGCACGUGGCGGGGCUGCUGGCUCGGAACAGCUGCCGUUGCGCGGGGAGUCCCGGGGGUUCGUUGGGCCUCCCCUUCCAGCGGCAGGUCUACGCGCUGGAUUUCGGCUCGGCCUUCGACCCCGCCGAGCUGACGGCAGCAUCGGCCGCCCGGGACCGCGAAUACCGCCGCUUCUUGGACAGGGUCCAGUCCCCCGCCGACCGGCUGCUCGUCGCCCCGGCCAACAGUCCGCUGCAGUAUCCGCUGCAGGGAGUCCAGGUCCGGCCGCUGGGCAGCCUGCUGGUUCCCGGCCUGGCCCUGCAGGCCUCCAGGAGGGACCUAUACCAGGUCAACCUCUCGGCCUCCCUGGGCGUCUGGGAGGUGGCCGGAGAGGUGGAGGGGGUGACCCUCCGGGGGGAGGGGAGGGCGCAGCUCGGCCUGGCCAGUCCGGACCUGGACCGACUGAACCGUCAGCUCCAGCUGGUCACCUACACGAGUGUCCACUACCGGCCGCACGCGGCCGACACAGUUCGGGUCUCCACCGACGGCCACCAAGCCGCUUUCGUCAUCCGGAUCCAGCAUCGGCCUAAUCCCCGCCUGUAUCCCACGGGCCUAGCUUCUGAUGGGGCCCCUGGCCCGUACAAUGUCAGCGCUCUGGUCACCAUUGCCACAAAGACCUUCCUUCGCUAUGAGCGGCUGCGCACGCUGCUGGCCAGCAUCCGGCGCUUCUACCCCACCGUCACCGUGGUCAUCGCCGACGACAGCGAGCGGCCCGAGCCUGUUCGCGGACCCUACGUCGAGCACUACAUCAUGCCCUUUGGGAAGGGCUGGUUCGCCGGCCGCAAUCUGGCCGUGUCCCAAGUGACCACCAAGUACGUGCUGUGGGUGGACGACGACUUUGUGUUCACGGCGCGGACGCGGCUGGAGGCGCUGGUGGACGUCCUGGAGCGGACGCCCCUGGAUCUGGUCGGAGGUGCCGUGCGGGAGAUCACCGGCUACUCCACCACCUACCGGCAGCUGCUGAGCGUGGAGCCGGGCGGCCCCGGCCAGGGCGGCUGUCUGCACCAGCGUCACGGCUUCCACCACCCGCUGCCCGGCUUCCCCGGCUGUGUGGUCACUGACGGGGUGGUCAAUUUCUUCCUGGCGCGGACCGAACGGGUCCGGGAGGUCGGCUUCGACCCCCGCCUCAGCCGCGUGGGACAUCUGGAGUUCUUCCUGGACGGGCUGGGCUCACUGCACGUGGGCUCUUGCGCGGAUGUGGUCGUGGACCACGCGUCCAAGAUCAAGCUGCCGUGGGUGGCGCGGGGCACGGCGGAGGAGAGCUACAGCCACUUCCGCUACCCCAGCAGCUUGGACACCAGCGUGGCCACCAAGCACCGGCUCUUCUUCUUCCACAAGCAGUACCUACAGUGCAUGACCGCUGACUGACUGCUCCCUCCUUCACCCGAGCCACCGGAACGGCCUUGAGGGGAAGCCCCAAGAGGGCCUGGUCCCGGUGACCUCACCCCCGCCUUCUUCCGCUGCCACCCCGAUGAGGGGCCGGGGGUCCCUGCAGACAGAACGAUGCCCCAAGCCCUCGUCUGGCCCGGCCCCUCCCCCGGCAACCAGUGCCAAAGCCCUGGGCUCUGAGAAGGCUCACUGUGGCAGUGGAGGACUAGGGGCCUUAACACUGUGGUCAUUUCUGGUCCAGGUCUGGCCUCUGCUCUCUGGGUUUCUAUACAGAGGAGGGCGUGAGCCCCUCCCCUCCCUGCGGAGAGCCGGCCAAGGACGGCUGGGGAGGAGACGACCCCCCUGCUCCUACCCGCUGCAGGGAAGGGGCUGGGAUGGGCCAGGGAAAGGAGGACUCCAUGUUCCUGCCCCGGGGAAGGGAGAGGUCAGGGA
Tachyglossus aculeatus (Australian echidna) is the source of this 2078-nucleotide messenger RNA. It is a transcript of the gene B4GALNT1, whose product is annotated as beta-1,4-N-acetyl-galactosaminyltransferase 1. Gene Ontology annotation, biological process: ganglioside biosynthetic process. Bases 30 to 1625 code for a protein of 531 amino acids. Gene Ontology annotation, molecular function: hexosyltransferase activity. The transcript has 11 exons. Gene Ontology annotation, cellular component: Golgi membrane. The record is from RefSeq and is a predicted model, not a curated record. Lineage: Eukaryota; Metazoa; Chordata; Mammalia; Monotremata; Tachyglossidae.